Molecule: messenger RNA, 1803 nt
Organism: Mesoplodon densirostris (Blainville's beaked whale)
Lineage: Eukaryota; Metazoa; Chordata; Mammalia; Artiodactyla; Ziphiidae
Gene: PRDM6
Product: PR/SET domain 6
Exons: 7
Coding region: 1-1803 (600 amino acids)
Cellular component (GO): nucleus
Molecular function (GO): protein binding; histone methyltransferase activity
Source: RefSeq, a predicted model, not a curated record
AUGCUGAAGCCCGGAGACCCCGGCGGCUCGGCAUUCCUCAAAGUGGACCCAGCUUAUCUGCAGCACUGGCAGCAACUCUUCCCGCACGGCGGCGGCGGCCCGCUCAAGGGCGGCGGUGCCGCGGGUCCCCUGGGCGCACCGCAGCCUCUCCAGCCGCCGCCCCCCCCGGAGCGCACUGAGCCCCAGCCGGACAGCCUGCGCCCGCGGCCCGCCUCUCUCUCCUCCGCCUCCUCCACUCCGGCUUCCUCCUCCACCUCGGCCUCCUCUGCCUCCUCCUGCGCCGCUGCCGCCGCGGCCGCCGCUGCCGCCGCGCUGGCCGGUCUCUCGGCCCUGCCCGUGGCGCAGCUACCAGUGUUCGCGCCUCUGGCCGCCGCCGCCGUCGCCGCGGAGCCGCUGCCCCCCAAGGACCUGUGCCUCGGCGCCGCCUCGGGCCCGGGGCCCUCCAAGUGCGGAGGCGGAGGCGGCGGCUGCGGCGGCGGCGGCGUCGGGGAUGUCCGGGGCGCCCCGCGCUUCCGCUGCAGCGCGGAGGAGCUGGACUAUUACCUGUACGGCCAGCAGCGCAUGGAGAUCAUCCCGCUCAACCAGCACACCAGCGACCCCAACAACCGUUGCGACAUGUGUGCGGACAACCGCAACGGCGAGUGCCCCAUGCACGGGCCGCUGCACUCGCUGCGUCGGCUCGUGGGUACCAGCAGCGCCGCGGCCGCCGCGCCCCCUCCGGAGCUGCCCGAGUGGCUUCGGGACCUGCCACGGGAGGUGUGUCUGUGCACCAGCACCGUGCCCGGUCUGGCCUACGGCAUCUGCGCGGCGCAGAGGAUUCAGCAGGGCACCUGGAUUGGGCCCUUCCAGGGCGUGCUCCUGCCCCCGGAGAAGGUGCAGGCCGGCGCCGUGAGGAACACGCAGCAUCUCUGGGAGAUAUAUGACCAAGAUGGGACACUACAGCACUUUAUUGAUGGUGGGGAACCUAGUAAGUCGAGCUGGAUGAGGUAUAUCCGAUGUGCAAGGCACUGCGGAGAACAGAAUCUAACAGUAGUUCAGUACAGGUCGAAUAUAUUCUACCGAGCCUGUAUAGAUAUUCCCAGGGGUACCGAGCUUCUGGUGUGGUACAAUGACAGCUAUACGUCUUUCUUUGGGAUCCCUUUACAAUGCAUUGCCCAGGAUGAAAACUUAAAUGUCCCCUCGACGGUCAUGGAAGCCAUGUGCAGACAGGACCCCCUGCAGCCCUUCAACAAGAGCAGCAAACUCUCCCCUGCCGUCCAGCAGCGCUCCGUCGUCUUCCCACAGACUCCGUGUGGCAGGAACUUCUCCCUCCUGGAUAAGUCUGGGCCCAUGGAAUCAGGAUUUAAUCAAAUCAACGUGAAAAACCAGCGAGUCCUUGCAAGCCCAACCUCCACCAGCCAGCUCCACUCGGAGUUCAGUGACUGGCAUCUUUGGAAGUGCGGGCAGUGCUUUAAGACUUUCACACAGAGGAUCCUGUUACAGAUGCACGUGUGCACACAGAACCCCGACAGACCAUACCAGUGCGGCCACUGCUCCCAGUCCUUUUCCCAGCCUUCAGAACUGAGGAACCACGUGGUCACUCACUCCAGUGACCGGCCUUUCAAAUGUGGCUACUGUGGUCGUGCCUUUGCUGGGGCCACCACGCUCAACAACCACAUCCGAACCCACACUGGAGAAAAGCCCUUCAAGUGCGAGAGGUGUGAGAGGAGCUUCACGCAGGCCACCCAGCUGAGCCGACACCAGCGGAUGCCCAAUGAGUGCAAGCCAAUAACCGAGAGCCCAGAAUCAAUCGAAGUGGAUUAA